Lasiodiplodia theobromae is the source of this 780-nucleotide messenger RNA. Its product is annotated as Chloroperoxidase. Bases 1 to 780 code for a protein of 259 amino acids. Lineage: Eukaryota; Fungi; Ascomycota; Dothideomycetes; Botryosphaeriales; Botryosphaeriaceae. Gene Ontology annotation, molecular function: peroxidase activity. The record is from RefSeq and is a predicted model, not a curated record. The transcript has 5 exons.
AUGAAGUUGUCACUCUUCACUAGCUCUCUGGCCUUUUCCCUGGCUUCUGCGCAGGGCUCAAUCCAUUCCUGGGCGCCCGGCGGGCCAAACGACUUUCGAGGCCCUUGCCCCAUGAUGAACACUUUGGCAAACCACGGCUUUCUUCCGCACGAUGGUAGGAACAUCACAAGGUCAAACGCCAUUCAUGCGCUGUCAACUGCGCUCCACUUCGACAUAACUCUGGCCGGCAUCAUGUGGGACCAGGCCGUCAUUGCCAACCCAGAGCCUAACGCUACGUUCUUCACUCUUGAUAAUCUCAACCGACACAACGUGUUGGAGCACGACGCAAGUCUGAGCCGUUCGGAUGCGCGCUUCGGCAACAACCACGUCUUCAACCAGACUAUUUUCGACACGUCGAAGGUGUACUGGACGGAUCCCGUCCUCACCGCGCAGAUGCUGGCCAACAGCAAGAUUGCACGUCAGGUUGAGUCCAGGGCCUUCAACCCGGACUACACCUUCACUUCAACCACGGAAGCCUUCAGUCUGGGAGAGGUUGCUGCCCCCCUGAUUGUUUUCGGUGACCACGAGCCUGCAACUGUGAACAGAUCCUUUAUUGAAUAUUUCUUCGAGAACGAACGCCUUCCCAGCGAGCUCGGAUGGGUCAGGCAGGCCGAAGUGGUGAAGCUUGAGGAUGUUAUGAGGCUUUCGGAAAUUGUCGGAAACGCCACGAGCCUUAUCACCGGUGGUUCCGAAGCGUCUCAUGCUAAGAGGCGUCGGGACUUGCACGCCGGACUGCACUGA